AUGGCCAAAACUUCCAAGACGGUCCCCAAAAAGGACAAAGCAUCGUCUUCUUCUGCCUCCCGGCCGGCCAGACCGGUGGUGCCGCCAACACUUGAGGAGAUCACCCCUGGUCCUUGCAUUAUUAAGAAGGACUUUAGUAUUGAGAAUCCCCCUGAUGUCCCAGGUCGAUGCGAACAUGCGUCUCGAUAUAUUAGCUUGAUAACGACGAAGCUUGUCGAGGAUGUAAAGAAGGACUGUGAUGAGGCCGGCUCCGCCCAGGGAAAAAACCAAGCCUUCAAAUCCGAAGUCCGAGAAGGACAAAAAAAGAAAAGGGUCUCGAAACCUGAAGGCCCUCAAGACAAGAAAACCCCCGCUCAAAGGCUGCGGAAAAGAUUUGCUCAAACGGGCGCAGACUCGGCCCAUGACUCCCCGGAUGAUGAAGAAAAUGAUGAUGAAGAGUCGGCGCUGGUGACUCGGACCAGGAAGCCAAUCGAGGUCGCCAAGCCUUCCGAACCGGAAACCUCGUCCCGCGGUGAGGAUGCCCCGAAGGAAGAAACGGGCAAGGUCCCUGCAUCCCCGGAGGUCGAGAUUGUCCCUCCGUCUUCAACAACUAUACCAGAGGGGGUAAAUGCUGAGUCUCCCAAUGUUAAUGAGAACGCCCCAAGUGAAGAGCUCGGCGCCGCGACAAUGGGUCACUCCCUUUCAUUUCCAACUUAUUCUGAGGGGGCAAUCGAAGAAGCCAACGUUUUGCGUAUGCCCGACCCAAAUAAGAUUAUCGAGGACAAUCCUUUUCAGGGUUGCUAUGCUGGGAUUGAGGAUGCCAACGACCUUAAUCAUGCAUCCUCCAUUUUUGAAGAGGCUCAACGUCUCCUUUCCCGGGACAUUGUGAAGAUUAGAGCUGAGCUGAGCCAAUGUGAGGCUGAGCUCAAGAAGGUUUUGGGUGAAGAGAAAUCCUUGAGGCUCCUCUGUAGCCAGAAGGAAGAAGAGCUUAAGGAUCUCCGAACCACAUUGGCCAAAGCUCAAAAAAGUGAGUCCGAGCUAGAUGAGCAGGCCAGGAAAAUCGAGGGGUUGGAGGCCGAGCUGGCUAACGCCCGGGCCGAAGCUGCACAGGCUAAGGCUGAAGCUGUACAAGCCAAAGCCAAAGCUGAGAAGACGAAGGCUGCGGCCGAUAAAUCUAUUUCUAUAUACUUGAGGGAAACCAUAGCCGUUCAAGCUGAGUUGAGGGAGGCCUCUGACCGAGGAAGACGUAGCAAUGAAUUGGCUAAGUGCCGAGCCCGGAGGGAGACUCUCGAAGAAAUCCAUGCCCGAGGGUUCAACCUCGCCGGGGAGAUAGCCGAAGCAAAGGCGCGAGAAACCGAUGCUAGGUUUCUUGUCUCCUCCGAUAAUGAGGAUGUGGUGAGUGGCUCCGGGGACGAGGAAGGUGAAGAAGAUGUUCCCGAAGGAGAUGAGACUCCCGAAGAUAGAUCCGCUGGAGAUGUAGUUUCUGAAGACGACACUCCCGGGGGUGUGACCUCGAAAAUAGAUUAG
This is a messenger RNA of Nicotiana attenuata, 1506 nucleotides long. RefSeq names its product MAP7 domain-containing protein 2-like. The transcript has 4 exons. NCBI's taxonomy places the organism in Eukaryota, Viridiplantae, Streptophyta, Magnoliopsida, Solanales, Solanaceae. The record is from RefSeq and is a predicted model, not a curated record. The coding region runs from base 1 to 1506 and encodes 501 amino acids.